AUGUACUUGCUGAAAGUUUUCAGCAUUGUGGCAAUCACUUCAGCGAUCAAUGCUCAAUUUAGGUCAGGUUCCUGCCACUCUCGGCUCACUGUCCAAUGCUCUUGCCCGCCAGAGUGGCAAUUGUGGGGAAACGAGUGUUAUCGUCUCACUCCUUCACCGCAUACUUGGGACGACGCCAAGUCAGCUUGCCAAGACAUGGGAGGCAAGAUGGCCGCUCCUCGCUCGCUCGAGGAAAUGAAUGUCAUGGUGGAACUGGCGCGAAAGGAACAUAGUACCUACAGGGCCUGGAUUGCCUGCAAUGACAAAGAAGUUGAAGGAAAUUGGGAGUGUGAUGGUCAGGAAGGAAGCGAACCCUUCUUGGCUUGGUAUGCUGGGCAAUCUGAUAAUGACAAAGGCAAUCAAGAUUGUGUAAGAAUUACUGUAACAUAUAACGACAGAAUGGAUGAUGUUUCCUGCGAUCUGUCUGCGUUGGCGUUUUGUGUUCGUCGCGCUGCCUGCACUCACAGCCUAAUCCAGCUCCGUCACUAA
Patiria miniata (bat star) is the source of this 528-nucleotide messenger RNA. RefSeq names its product perlucin-like protein. The record is from RefSeq and is a predicted model, not a curated record. Bases 1 to 528 code for a protein of 175 amino acids. The transcript has a single exon. Lineage: Eukaryota; Metazoa; Echinodermata; Asteroidea; Valvatida; Asterinidae.